Messenger RNA from Prorocentrum cordatum, 1838 nucleotides. The record is from the annotation of a GenBank genome assembly. Lineage: Eukaryota; Dinophyceae; Prorocentrales; Prorocentraceae.
AGCCGUUGUGGCUCAAGCUAUUUUGGCGCAAGGUGUCCUGGACAAUAGCUACUCCGCCCAGCCUAGCGCCUGCCAGGCUGUAUAUAUCUGUCACCGCACCGUGCUUCCAUAGACGCGCCUCCAGAUGGCGAUGAUGUCUAAGGUGGUGUUCGUUUGCCUCGCCGUCGCUGGCAACGCUGUGACGAGGGAUUUUGGACUCGGGGACGAGCUCGAGGAAGCGGUCGAGAUCGACCAGGACCAGCUGUUGGGCCACCUGGAGGACCUGAACUUCGGGACGAGCCUGGAGGGCAAGCCCAGCAAGAGGCAGAACUCGGAGCGGGCUCGCCGGAGGAAAACGGAGAACUUGACUUCGGCCUUGGACGAGAUGAUUCCAGUACUGGAGGCAGACUUCAAGUCUAAGACGCAGCAUCUCAAGAUGGCGCUGGCCUAUUUCAAGGAGAAGCAGCACGACAUGGACGUGGCGAGGAAGGCGGCGACCGAUGCCAUGAAGGCCCUCCGCCAGGAGGCCGACAAGCGCCGCAAGAGCGCGGCCGACCGCAAGGCGGCCAAGGACAAGGAACGCCUCGCGAUCCUGGAGGCGAAGCGGGCCGCCAAGGAGGCGAUGGUCAAGAAGGCGCAGGCCCUCAUGGGCGCGAAGGGUCACGAGGAGAUGGAGGGCUACCUGGGUCCCGUCUCGUUGGGGAUCAUGGUCGACGUUCUCAUGUCCUUGCCCAACGCGGUGGAGAACCCGAUCUUCAUGAAGCGCCUGGGGAAGGCGAAGGAUCAGAUCGCGGGGUCCAUCCAGGAUUUCCUCAACAUCACUCGGCGCAAGACGGCAAAGUUCGUGCUGGCGAGCAGCAAGGCGUCAGACGUUGAGCUCUCGUUCCUCAUGGCGCGCUUCUUCCACGAGGCAUCCUUCCGCGUCAAGGCAAUGCAGUCAGAUGGGGAGAAGGUUGCCAGGGACCUCAACGUCGUGAUGCCUAGGGAACUGCGGCAGAGCUUCCUUCCCAUCGUAAAGCAGCUGCGGUCGCAGGCACUCCCGCUGCGCGUGAACGCGAGCUCUCUUGCGAGCUCGACGUUGGCCGAGGCUUGCUCGCAGAUAUCUGACCUCAUGGCCAACAUUAGCAAUUAUAAUACCAAGCUCAACUCGCUGCACUCCGCUCUGCACAACGUCUGGCAGAUUUCUGAGCUGAUGCUGCCCCACAUGAGCAGGAUCUACCCACUGAAAACGGCGACCAUCGACACUGUCAAAGACUUCAUGUCCUUGGCAACCACUCAGACUGCUGGUCUUCAGGAGGCUGCAGACGAGAUCGUGACGAACGUUGGCCCUGUCGUCUCCGAGCGAAUGCAGUGCACGUGGAGCGCUGCAAGCACGCCCUAUAAUAUUAGCUUCGUCACUUUUCUGGCUGCCUUGGCCAGUUAUUUCUUCCUUUAGGGCCCGUCAGCUUGUCACGCUCACCAUGCAUCCGGAGCCCGCCACAUUCACACACCUUGGCGAGUGCAUCGGCGCUUUUUUGGGGCGCCAGCAUAUUCGCCCUGGAUUGCCAAAUGAAUGCCGCUGCCGUCUGCAAAGUACCAUCUCCAGCUCCCUCGUCUUCUUCUGCCAUGCACCCGGCGCUCUCCGCCACAGCAGCGCCACGAGUGGGGGCAGGCAAAGUGCGAGCGGGGCUGGAGGAGCUUGGGUCGCAGAGCCGUUCUCUCUGCUUCGCGGGUCUCCGUCAGACCGUCCUGGAGCCAGUGUUGGGCCCUCCGUUCUGGAGGCCUUCUGGGUGUCCUGCUGGAGGCCCCUUGAGGGCGCACUGGGGUCCUCGUGGUCCUCCUCUUCUUGAGUAAUCGAAGUUGUCAUCAUGGUCGGAGGU